This is a messenger RNA of Helianthus annuus (common sunflower), 1701 nucleotides long. Its product is annotated as F-box/FBD/LRR-repeat protein At1g13570. NCBI's taxonomy places the organism in Eukaryota, Viridiplantae, Streptophyta, Magnoliopsida, Asterales, Asteraceae. The transcript is spliced from 6 exons. Bases 273 to 1451 code for a protein of 392 amino acids. Gene Ontology annotation, molecular function: protein binding. The record is from RefSeq and is a predicted model, not a curated record.
UUGUUGGGGUUGCCACGUAUCAUCUAUCUUACCGUCUUCUUUCUUCCUCUUCUGCUCUUUCUUGUCUGAUGUUUGUGGCUUAGCUUUUCCUCUGGUUGGUUAUCUUCGGAUGACGUAAUAAGCAUUCUCUUAUCCGUUCGUUUUGUGAACUCCAUUGAAGCUUUUGGUUAUAACUCGUCGCGUGUCCGUUUGUUGUCAGAGUGACCAACACCUUUGCGUUUGCAGUUUUUGCAGCAUUGGUUAGUAACAAACCAACAAAACGAAAACCAAAGAUGCAAACUAAACAUCUGCCGUGCGAAGCUGAACGAUUGUCUUUGGAUAGAAUCAGCACACUUCCGCAACCUGUAUUAGAAACCAUCCUAGGUCUUUUACCAACCGAAGAGGCAGCAAGGACAAGUAUUCUCUCACGGGAAUGGAGGUACAAGUGGACCAAAAUCCCUAACCUCAUGUUUUUUGUGUCUAAAAGAAAGAUUAAAAAGAAGCAACGGUCUGUUUCCAAGCGAGCUUCUAACAUAGAAGGUGCAAAGAAAAACUCGGAUACGAGGUUUAAACUUUAUCACGAUUUACACGAAGUUAUGCUACAACGCCAGAUUCCAAUACAGGAGCUCACACUUUCCAUGGGUAACCACUACGACUAUUUGGAAUUUGAUCAAAUAAUACUUAAUUUGUCGAGGAACCAUACUGUCAAGAAACUAACACUUAUAGGAUCGGAUUGGCAUUCUAGUUGGUAUAAUUUACCCACAUCUGUCUUCUCGAUGCAUAACUUAACUGAGCUGAAUCUAAGUUAUUUUGAACUUGAUCAUCCACCAAUAUUCAGUGUAUUUGGUAGCCUUCAAAUCUUAUACUUGUGGAAUGUAUCGAUCCCUGCACAAACUCUUCUACAUCUUUUAUCUAAUUGUCCAUCACUUAAGAGCUUCGGUCUGCUUUUAGGUCAAGAUUUUGAUGAUAAAUGCACCAUUAAUGAGCUAUUCAAGUGUUUACCUGUGAUUGAACAUCUAACAACUUGGCGUCAUCUCUCUCGGUGGCUUGUACUAGACGCGGUCCCACAAGAGCUUCCAACCUCGCUAAUUCACCUCAAAGAACUUUGUUUCGAAGAAAUAUGUUUUCUUCAGGGCUAUGGACUAACUUUUCUUCUUGUAUUGGUCAAAUGUUCUCCAAACUUAGAGAAAAUUAAGCUAGAGAUUGAUUGGGAUGUUAGUGGUUAUAAGAAAUACUCGGUUGUAUGGAAAGAGUAUUCGGAUGUUUGGUUGGAGCAUCUGAGUGAAUUGGAAAUUGAAGGUUUCAAUAACUUGAAGCCUGAGAUGGAGUUUGUAAAGUUUAUUUUGGUUAGGUCACCUAAGCUGAAGAAGGUGAGCAUACAAAGUGUGGUUGAUCCGAAUCAAGAGUCGGAGAUGUUAAAAACUCUCUUACAGGCCCCACGUGUGUCACCGGUAGUAAUAACCGUCAAGUGAGAGUUGCUUCAAAGACCUUUAGAUUUUUUUGAACGGCAAAUUUCUUUUAUUCCCUGCUAUAUGUGGGACUUGAACCCAAGACCUCCCCCUCCUAAAGUGUUUAAAGGCUUUGCCUUUGCCAAUGGACCACCACCCCAUUGGUUCAAAGUCCUUUAGAUCACCUAACUUUCUUCAUAAUUCAUGUUGAGAUUUAAUGAUUUAUGAUAGAUUUUUUUUUUGGACGGCAAAGGUUACAUAAUACUACUUCUAA